This is a messenger RNA of Paramecium sonneborni, 207 nucleotides long. Lineage: Eukaryota; Ciliophora; Oligohymenophorea; Peniculida; Parameciidae. The record is from the annotation of a GenBank genome assembly.
AUGAAUGAUUAAAAUAAAGGAUCUGAAAAAUAAGAAAUAAAUAAUUUAUAAAGCUUAUUUGAACCGUAAACUGUAGUUUGUAGAGGCUAAUUUAAUAAAGAAAUUUAGAUAUUAGUGAAUAAAUCAUUAGGGGAUAAGAUGGCUUAUUUAGAUGUCUUAAAAUACAAGAGUGCCUUAGCAAAGAAGAUUUUAAGUUCACAAAUCUGA